Molecule: messenger RNA, 4758 nt
Organism: Fukomys damarensis (Damara mole-rat)
Lineage: Eukaryota; Metazoa; Chordata; Mammalia; Rodentia; Bathyergidae
Product: ATP-dependent translocase ABCB1
Exons: 28
Coding region: 375-4181 (1268 amino acids)
Biological process (GO): transmembrane transport
Cellular component (GO): membrane
Molecular function (GO): ABC-type transporter activity; ATP binding; ATP hydrolysis activity
Source: RefSeq, a predicted model, not a curated record
UAGAUCCGCCCCUUUCUGGAAAGUUCUGUUGAUCUGCCUCUGUGCUUCUGUGAGCAUGCUCACCCACGCUGCCUUUCAGGAACAUUCUGUAACCGGCGGCCCCGCCCCUCUUCAGUGAGCAUGCGCGCCUACCCUACCUCCUAUAUAGAGGAGGCUCGUGUCUGCAGUCAAGUGUUCAGACUUCAGAGUAGGAACUUUACUGAGCCUGCUGGCGUAAUUAAAGGAUUUUCUUCACCUCUUCCGGUGACCUUCACGUUGUUGUGUCUUCAAAUUUUGGUAGCCGCAGAUGCUGAGCUGUAGCACUCAGCUGUGCCUCGGAGCUGUAACACUUGGCUAUCGCAUCGCGCCGCUCCGCUUUUCCAGCACAGGUCGCCAUGGAUCUUGAAGGGGACCGCGGGGGAAGAGCAGGGAAGAACUUCUACAAGCUGGACCAGAAAAGUAAAACGCAGAAGAAGGAAAAGCAACCAACUGUCAGUACCUUUACCAUGUUUCGCUAUUCAGAUUGGCUGGACAGGUUAUACAUGGUGCUGGGAAGUCUAGGUGCCAUUGUCCAUGGAGCUGCAUUCCCUGUUGUGUUGCUGGUGUUUGGAAACAUGAUGGACAUCUUUGUAAGUGCAGGAAACCAUAGUCAAAGUGACGACAACACCACAGCGAGCUUCGGCACCCUGGAGGAAGACAUGACCGUGUAUGCCUAUUAUUAUACUGGAAUCGGUGCUGGUGUGCUUAUUGCUGCUUACCUUCAGGUUUCCUUUUGGUGCCUGGCAGCUGGACGACAGAUACAGAAAAUUAGAAAACAGUUUUUCCAUGCUGUAAUGAAGCAGGAGAUAGGCUGGUUUGAUGUGCAUGAUGUGGGAGAGCUGAACACCCGGCUCACAGAUGAUGUCUCCAAAAUUAACGAAGGAAUUGGUGACAAAAUUGGAAUGUUCUUCCAAUCAAUGGCAACAUUUGUGGCCGGUUUUGUAAUAGGAUUUACCCGUGGUUGGAAGCUUACCCUUGUGAUUUUGGCCGUCAGCCCUGUUCUUGGACUAUCAGCUGCUAUCUGUGCAAAGAUACUGUCUUCAUUCACGGAUAAAGAGCUUUCAGCCUAUGCAAAAGCGGGAGCUGUGGCUGAAGAGGUCUUAGCAGCCAUUAGAACUGUGAUUGCAUUUGGAGGACAAAAGAAAGAACUUGAAAGGUACAAUAAAAAUUUAGAAGAAGCGAAAAGAAUUGGGAUAAAGAAAGCUGUCACAGCCAACGUUUCUGUUGGUGCCAAUUUUCUGCUCACCUAUGCAUCCUAUGCGCUGGCGUUUUGGUAUGGGACCAUCUUGGUCCUGUCUGGUGAAUAUUCUAUCGGACAAGUGUUCACUGUCUUCUUUUCUGUAUUGAUGGGGACUUUAAGUAUUGGACAGGCAUCUCCGAAUAUUGAAGCAUUUGCCAAUGCAAGAGGAGCGGCUUACGAAAUCUUCAAGAUAAUUGACAAUGAGCCGUGCAUUGACAGCUUCUCAACCAGCGGCCACAAACCGGACAAUAUUAAGGGCAACGUGGAAUUCAGCAAUAUCCACUUCAGUUACCCGUCCCGAAAAGAGGUCAAGAUCUUGAAGGGCCUCAGCCUGAAGGUGCAGAGUGGGCAGAGAGUGGCCCUGGUUGGAAACAGCGGCUGUGGGAAGAGCACGACGGUGCAGCUGCUGCAGAGGCUCUAUGACCCCAGCGAGGGCACGGUCACUAUUGAUGGACAGGACAUCAGGACCAUAAAUGUGAGGUAUCUGCGGGAAAUGAUCGGUGUGGUGAGUCAGGAACCGGUGCUGUUUGCCACCACAAUAGCUGAAAACAUCCGCUAUGGUCGAGAAAACGUCACCAUGGAUGAGAUUCAGAAAGCUGUCAAGGAAGCCAACGCCUAUGACUUCAUCAUGAAACUGCCCCAUAAAUUUGACACCAUGGUUGGAGAGAGAGGGGCCCAGCUGAGUGGUGGACAGAAGCAGAGAAUCGCCAUAGCCCGCGCCCUGGUGCGCAACCCCAAGAUCCUGCUGCUGGACGAGGCCACGUCGGCCUUGGACACAGAGAGUGAAGCAGUGGUUCAGGUGGCCCUGGAUAAGGUCCGAGAAGGCCGGACCACCAUUGUGAUAGCUCAUCGCUUGUCCACAGUUCGCAAUGCUGAUGUCAUCGCUGGGUUUGAAGACGGUGUCAUUGUGGAAAAGGGAAAUCACGAGGAACUCAUGAAAGAGAGGGGUGUUUACUACAAACUUGUCACAAUGCAGACAGGAGGAAAUGAACUUGAAUUAGGAAAAGAAAUUUUUGAAUCCAAAAGCGAAAUUGAUGCCUUGCUAUCUUCAAAAGAUUCAGGAUCCAGUCUCCUAAGAAGAUCAACUCGCAGGAGUAUGCGUGCAUCACAAGGCCAAGAGAGAAGGCUGAGCACAAAAGAGGCGCUAGAUGAAAAUGUACCUUCAGUUUCCUUCUGGAGGAUUUUAAAGCUGAAUUUAAUGGAAUGGCCUUAUUUUGUGGUGGGCGUGUUUUGUGCCAUUAUAAAUGGAGGCCUGCAGCCAGCAUUUGCAGUAAUAUUUUCAAGGAUUAUUGGGGUGUUUGCAAGAAACGAUGAUGAUGCAACCAAACGGCAGAACAGUAACCUGUUCUCACUAUUGUUUCUACUCCUUGGAAUCGUCUAUUUUAUCGUAUGUUUCCUGCAGGGCUUCACAUUUGGCAAAGCUGGAGAGAUCCUCACCAGGCGGCUGCGGUACCUGGUUUUCAGGUCCAUGCUCAGACAGGAUGUGGGCUGGUUCGACGACCCUAACAAUACCACUGGAGCAUUGACUACAAGGCUCGCCAAUGAUGCUGCUCAAGUGAAAGGGGCUAUAGGUUCCAGGCUGGCUGUAGUUGCCCAGAAUGUAGCAAAUCUUGGGACAGGAAUUAUUAUUUCCUUCAUCUAUGGAUGGCAGUUGACACUUUUACUCUUGGCCAUUAUACCCAUCAUUGCCAUAGCGGGAGUUGUUGAGAUGAAAAUGUUGUCUGGGAAUGCACUCAAAGAUAAGAAAUUGCUGGAAGUUUCUGGGAAGAUCGCGACUGAGGCAAUAGAAAACUUCCGAACUGUCGUGUCCCUGACCCGGGAGGAGAAGUUUGAACACAUGUAUGGGCAGAGCCUGCAGAUAUCAUACAGAAACUCUGUGAAGAAAGCACACAUCUUUGGAAUCACAUUUUCCUUCACCCAGUCAAUGAUGUAUUUUACCUAUGCUGGUUGUUACCGAUUUGGUGCCUUCUUGGUGGUCCAUGAUUUCAUGACUUUUGAAAAUGUUGUGUUGGUGUUUACAGCCAUGGUUUAUGGUGCCAUGGCGGUCGGACAGGUCAGUUCACUUGCCCCUGACUAUGCCAAAGCCAAAGUGUCAGCCGCCCACAUCAUCAGGAUCCUUGAAAAAGUCCCCGCCAUUGACAGCUACAGCACAGAAGGCCUGAAGCCGAAUAUGCUGGAAGGAGAUGUGACCUUCAGUGAUGUUGUGUUCAAGUACCCCACCCGGCCAGACAUCCCGGUGCUGCAGGGGCUGAGCCUGCAGGUGAAGAAGGGCCAGACGCUGGCCUUGGUGGGCAGCAGUGGCUGUGGGAAGAGCACAGCGGUCCAGCUGCUGGAGCGGUUCUACGACCCAUUGGCCGGGACAGUGCUUGUGGAUGGUAAAGAAAUACAGCAACUGAAUGUCCAGUGGCUGCGAGCACAGCUGGGCAUUGUGUCCCAAGAGCCCAUCCUGUUUGACUGCAGCAUCGGGGAGAACAUCGCCUAUGGAGACAACAGCAGGACUGUGUCACAGGAGGAGAUCGUGAAGGCAGCCAAGGAGGCCAACAUCCACCAGUUCAUCGAGUCGCUGCCUGAUAAAUACAACACCAGAGUGGGAGACAAAGGAACUCAGCUCUCCGGUGGGCAGAAACAGCGCAUCGCCAUCGCCCGUGCCCUCGUUAGACAGCCUCGUAUUUUGCUUCUGGAUGAAGCUACAUCAGCUCUGGAUACAGAGAGCGAAAAGGUUGUCCAGGAAGCCCUUGACAAAGCCAGAGAAGGCCGCACCUGCAUCGUGAUCGCGCACCGCCUCUCCACCAUCCAGAACGCAGACGUCAUCGUGGUGAUUCAGAACGGCAGGGUCAAGGAGCACGGCACACACCAGCAGCUGCUAGCACAGAAAGGCAUCUAUUUCUCCAUGGUCAGUGUCCAGGCUGGGGCAAAGUGCUAGUGAAGUCUGACCAUGUGGGACAUUAAAUAUUAAACAGUUGUGUUUAAACCCGUCAGUUGGGCCCGGGAUUUAGCUCAGUGGUUCUGCUGCCUGCCUCUCAAGCAAAAAGACCUAAGUUCAAUCCUUGGUGCCAAAAUUAAAAAUAAAAAUAAACCCAUCAAUUGAUCAUAAAACAAGCCCUGGAUUAGGUAGUUACCUAUUUAACAUUUCCUGCCACAACUGGAUAAUUUCAAGUUCAGAGUCAUCGGAGACUUUAUAAUUGAAGAAUCCUAAAUAGAACCACUGUCAAAUGGGCAUGCGUAAUGGUUUAUAUCCAGUACAGAGUUCAUAAAAGGGUUUAAUGUAAUUUUGGAGAAAAUGUCAUUUGAUUCAUACUUUGUCAUUUGAACUAUGAGGGCUGUUGUGAAAAAAUAAAUAAUAAACAGUGCUGAUAUUUUUGCCAAAAGUGCCUACAAUAAAAGUAAACUUUCAUAUCCUUGGUGUCAUGUUGUCUAAAAUGCAUGUGAACAUAAGUAUUCUUGCAGUUUGAAUGGUAUAGAUAAUCUUGGCUUCCAGAAAAUGGAUUCAUUAAAAACCC